Molecule: messenger RNA, 1331 nt
Organism: Notothenia coriiceps (black rockcod)
Lineage: Eukaryota; Metazoa; Chordata; Actinopteri; Perciformes; Nototheniidae
Gene: creb3l3a
Product: cAMP responsive element binding protein 3-like 3a
Exons: 10
Coding region: 6-1307 (433 amino acids)
Biological process (GO): regulation of transcription by RNA polymerase II
Cellular component (GO): nucleus
Molecular function (GO): DNA-binding transcription factor activity, RNA polymerase II-specific; RNA polymerase II cis-regulatory region sequence-specific DNA binding
Source: RefSeq, a predicted model, not a curated record
CAACUAUGGAGGACUACCAAGAACCGGGCUGUGAUGGCAUUGAACUGCUCGAUUGGCUGUUUGAUCAAAACGAUGGAAUUCUCCGUCACGAGGAACCAGGACGCCAAGGCAACCAUCACACCUGGCUGGUCCAGGACUCAAAUCAGAUGCUGCAGCCGGCCGAGCAGCCAGAUGAUGACUUCCUCAAUGCCCUACUGAGUGGAAGUGAUUCUGUGUCAGGCUCGCCUGUCUGGUCCCCUUCUCAAAGUGACAGUGGGAUCAGUGAGGACCCCCCCUCAGACCAGAUGGACAGCCCUCAACGCCCCGGGAGCCCCCCUGGCGACACUCAGUUUUUUGCUUCCAGGCCACAAACCAAGGCAGACUUGGAUGCCAACUUCUCCGUUGACCUCCAUGGCUGGGGUCCUGGAUUCCCAAAUGACAGGAUGAGGAUCACACCGUAUCCUGCAGAUGCUCACAGGCCACAGCUGAACUCCGGCUUCCCGCUGACUGUCAAGGAUCUGCUACUGUCUGGCACACCGGAGCCUGUACCAAACAUUUCCCAACAAUCCAUUCAAGAGUUGAUUCUCAAUGAAGAUGAGAAGAAGCUUCUGGUGAAGGAGGGGGUGACUCUGCCCGGCCAGCUGCCUCUCACAAAGUACGAAGAAAGGAUACUGAAGAAAAUACGCAGAAAGAUUCGCAAUAAGCAGUCUGCUCAGGAGAGCAGGAAGAAGAAGAAAGAGUAUAUUGAUGGGCUGGAGAGCAGGAUGGCUGCCUGCAAUGCUCACAACCACGAGCUUCAGAGGAAGGUGUCCCAGCUCCAGAAAUGCAACAUGUCACUGAUGGAGCAGUUGCGCAGGCUUCAGGCUUUGGUCAUGAAUACAUCUAACAAGCCAGCACAGACUGGAACAUGCGUGCUGGUGCUUCUGCUGUCCUUCUCACUAAUCCUGUUCCCAAACCUCAAGCCUUUCUCCGACACCAAGGUCAGCCAAGAAGACUUCAGUCCAGUCAGAAUCCAGUCACGGUCGCUGCAGAACCUACAGGCGUCCCGAGUGCUGCAUAUCACUGAAUCCCCAUUUUCUGCUGAGGACGAAUCGGAGCCUCUGCACAGGCAUCUUCCCGGGGAAAGGGGAUUGGAAGAUAUUACCACCAUGAUGGGAAAGAUGCAUGUGAACCAAGACCAGUCCAAUGUGGAGCCCAUGUCUCUAAACAGCAGUCAGGAGGAAAGAAUGGGUCAUUUCCAUGUCGACCCAAUUACUGGUCACAUAGCGUCUUUGACCUUGGAUCCCCAGCGCUCCGCCCGCUUGAGACCACAUGCUGAUGACAUGUAACAUAGAUAAAUGAAUGAUCCCCAC